GGCAUCUAAUCAGGAUAAUGUACACCUGCACAUGGACGGCACAUUCAAAAUCGUCCCCAGAGCAGGUGGAGCACAUCAGCUCUUCAUAGUGCACUGGAUGAAGGAUCACACAGCAUAUCCAGUGGUGUUUUGCCUCAUGCCCAACCGGACCAGGCAGACCUACAUUGGGGUACUGCAGUUCACUAGGCAACUAUUUGGUACCUCCGUUGUCUCCUCUGUCCUAUGUGAUUACGAGUUGGCCCUGAGACAAGCAGUUUUGGAAGUAUUCAGUGGAAUUUCAUUGCGUGGGUGCUGGUUUCACUUAAAAAUGUUUUCAUGAAAGGUAAUUCAAUGUCAAAUUUGUAUGAAACAAUAUGGGCUUUUUUUCACUUUUAUAAUUAUUUUUCAGCACGCCAAAUGCAUAUUGCUGACGCAGUUGCCGUCAGAAUGGUCAUGGCCCUCCCACUCUUGCCCUCAGAAAGAAUUUCUGAAGGAAUUGACCUCGUUUGUGAGAGAAUUAAUAAUGAUGGUUUUUCAAGGUACAUGCAGAGACAGUGGCGGAACACAAACAUCUCUGUGUUCGGUUUUAGUAAUAGAACUAACAACGCCAUUGAGUCUCUGCAUGGACAAUUAUUAAAAAUAAUUGGUCGCGCACACCCGAAUUUCUGGGUGUUUGUGCAAUUCCUCCAGAAAUUCGAGCAUUACAAGUGCUCUGAUUUACUGAGGGUGCUUAGUGGACUCCAGCUGAGAAGACGGGAGAGGCGCCGUUAUUUGGAGCUCAAUCAGCGUAUCAAUGAUGCUCAGCAUCGUUUUGGGCAGGACGGCAAUUUGCGUCAGUUCCUGAGUGUUACCAGCCACACAGUGAUUGGCAUGAAUCGGCUGUUUGACCCAAAUCUGCCAAUUGAGGAAAUUCCCGACUCCGAGGGAAUGAUCCCAAAUGCUGUCCAGGGCUUGGAGGAGGUACCCAACAUUCCAGCCAUAGAUGAAGCAGAUGCAGCCCUAGUGCCACUGGUAGAAAUGCUGGAACACAGUGACCAAGAUGAGCUUCAGGUUCAAGAAGCUGAAGCCGAGUCUCUGGCCCAGGAGCCAAGAAUCUCGGAGCAGCCUGAUCAAUAAGAAGCUCAUCCUUUCGCAGGUAGGUGUGCUGCAUACUAUUCAGAGCGUGCAACACAAGCAGUGGUUCCAUGUGGACACAUUGUAUAUUGCAAUGGCUGUCUUGCAACAGCCAGAGACCUAGGAGAUAUUUCUCGAUGUCCCCAAUGUCGAGG
Coccinella septempunctata (seven-spotted ladybird) is the source of this 1247-nucleotide messenger RNA. RefSeq lists its product as uncharacterized. The record is from RefSeq and is a predicted model, not a curated record. The transcript is spliced from 6 exons. NCBI's taxonomy places the organism in Eukaryota, Metazoa, Arthropoda, Insecta, Coleoptera, Coccinellidae. The coding region runs from base 316 to 1095 and encodes 259 amino acids.